CGAGGAAUGACCUAGUAGAACAGAUAUUCCUCGUUGAAGCAUUCAAAUUCGGUACUUCUACGAAGAACAUUGAACGAGUCAACUCAAUGCCUAUAUUAAUUUGAAAACUGCAGGUAACUAUGUAUGAAAGAAUGGUCCAGUAGUUCUUUCAAAGUAUUGACAUAGACAUUGACUCACAACUGGUCGUCGAAAAUUUUGAUAGCAUGCCGUACAGGAAAAUGAGAAGGAAGCCAUUGAUUUGUAUUGAUGUUGAGGUAGGCAAAUAGAGAUGCAUGAUUGUAAGUAUCCUGGACGAAAAAAUAGCGAAGGUUGUUCAGUACUGUCAUUAAUUUUUCUGUCGGUCGACGGGUUGGGGUCGACUGUUCUUGUUAAUAAUUAUGACAUGUUCUUCACUUUUCAUUCGGACUAGAGCGAGUAACACUACUUCAAAUUCCAUCUACAUCUACUUUUCUACAACGAGUGGACUCGCUGUAAUGACUUGUGCUCGCUGGUGGUGUAAUGAAUUGCUGGUAAGCUACCGAAUCUUGGUGUAGUCUUAUUUCUUCAGACCCAGAGAGUCAUGGCGGCAGAGCUAGAUGCCCUCACCCUUUAUGAUGUGUUGGAAGUAGAUCACACAGCUGAUCGAAAACGAAUAACACAGCAGCAUCGCAAGCAGGCAUUGCGAUGGCAUCCAGAUAAACAUCAUGAGGACGAUCGCCGCACUGCGCAAAAACAAUUUCUUCGAGUGCAGGAGGCAUAUGAGGUACGAACCUAAUAUCAAUGUGUUUUUUUUUGGAAAUACUUACAACAUCAUCUUCAUGCACAUGCAUCUUCUUCAUCCAGAUUGGAAGCCGUUAUUCACGCAGAUAAACUUGCAGGAACUCCCGUCCGGCGUCAAGAACGAUAAUCGUAGUUCUUGCCUACUUAAUGUGGUACCAAAAUACUCAGGUUCUCACGUCCGAGAAGCUGCGACCCCUGUAUGAUGGGUAUCUUGACGCGCGCGACCGAGGGGACGUUGGCGAAGGCACAAAUUGGAGCGACUUCCGACAGCAAAUGGAGAAUUCUACAGAUGUCUACAGUGGUGAGAAUCUAGCGGAGCAGAUAGUGCGAAUGCGCAAAGAACGGGAGGAGCGAUCUGCGAUACCGACAGCAGAAGACUUGAAACUUCUAGGCUACGCCACUGGGGGAUUCCUUCUGGGGGGUUUCCUGGUUUACAAACUCUUUCUGGAGGAAGCGUUGUGGCUGAACGGCGUGCCGUUCUUUUCAGGGUUUGAGUUUGCGGAGAGCACCUUGCCAGCAAGUUUUGAGAUUUCGCAUCUGCUUGCGAUGCGCCGGAUGUCCGCACAGCUUGCUUGCCUUGUGCGGUGGGCUCAAGGAUGCGACGCGCUCGGGAAUUCGUCUAAGCAGGGCUCAGUUUUUGGAGGUGGCUCUGCUGGAGCUGGAGGGACGAAGGCGAAUGCUGCGGGAGGUGGAUUGUCAGCGUUUGCCUGCGGUUGGAACUUUCUAACGGCGGCUGCAGCGCCGCCCAAACACGCAGCUUCACCAGCACCUACACACGAUGCGGCAGGUUUACUCGGAGGUGGUGCACGAGGCGCGACAUUGUCCACCACAACAGGUUCAUCUGGAGGUAGAACAUUAGCGGGUAGUACCAGCAACACCUAUGAGGAUCGUUCCAGCAGCUCGACCAGUACUUCCAGCGCUACUUCUUCAUCCACGACACCAUCUUCUGGUACGACAGGAGGUUUUUCAGAAUCGUCCUCAUCUUCGAGCUCUUCAUCGUCGAGAAUACCUAGAAAUCCCGCAUUAGCUGCUUCGGUUGCGUCUCUCGGUGGACUUCUUGUUCCAGAGCAUUUUGCGGCAUCCGCGUGGCUGCUACUGGGCUUAAGACUUCCGGAAGUCUCCCAUUUUGAGAAGCAUCUUGGACCUCCCGUAUCAGGGGGAAUAAACGGGUCCAAGAUGAGUUCAUCAAGAUGGAUUCCCGGAAGGUCUAAUAGGCGCGGCAGGUAGAAACGCGAAGCCAGGAACGCUUUUAGCAGAACUGACGAACCCGGAAGCGCUGCAACAGCGCUUAUACUUCCCCUUCGCAGGACCCUUCCAAGCGUGGCUUCGCCUCCAAGCCAUGUUAGCGGAGAAAGCACUUGUGAAACAAUUCUCGUCGUUAGACGGCUAUCUUUGGAUGGAAUAGCCAGUUGUAACAUAUUUAAUCCUAAGAAUUCCCUUCCACUUCAUUCACUUACAUCUUCAUCUCGACAACAACCUUUUUGUUCCUACAAAACAGAUUCGCUUCAUCGACUUGGUUUGUUCUACCGCUUUGGUGUAUGAAGCAUCUUGUCUUCCAACUUCUUCAUGUUAUAAUUUAUCAUGUUGCGCAUGAACAAGUCGACACGGCAGCGACCACAUUUUCCUCCACGCUUUUCUACCUAACGAGAAUGGCGGACGCUGGAGCUGCGACAAAAAGAGUCUGUGGUCGCCACAGAAUCGAUCAAUGAUGAUGUUUUACCCGCAGAGAAGUUAAUAC
Messenger RNA from Amoebophrya sp. A25, 2497 nucleotides. NCBI's taxonomy places the organism in Eukaryota, Dinophyceae, Syndiniales, Amoebophryaceae. The record is from the annotation of a GenBank genome assembly.